GUUUGAGUGUGGGGGAGGACACAGGGGCCCCAUGAUCCCCUGUUGCCCGGGGGCCCCAUGAGUUUGUUUAAGUUUCGUGCUGCCCUAGGCAACAUUAAAAUCAGCUCCCCCCACUCACGGAGAGACCAUAACACUGACCAACAUCCCCCUCCCCUACAAAGAGAGCCUGACAUUGACCAACAACACCCCAGCCCCCUACUCCCACCCGAGAGAGCCUUCCACUACCACUGCCCCCCAUACACUGGCAACCCACCACCCCACCCUGGCAAGAGAGAAGACACUCACCUUCACAAUUCUGGACAUUUCUGGGACCAAGAGUCAGGCUCUGCAUAUACCAUCAAGCAGCCGGCAGCCUCUUUCAGAUCCCACCUGGUCCCCAUGCUGCGUGCGUCCCUUCUUUCAGGGAAAAAUGCAGCUGCCCCCCUG
This is a messenger RNA of Staurois parvus, 426 nucleotides long. NCBI's taxonomy places the organism in Eukaryota, Metazoa, Chordata, Amphibia, Anura, Ranidae. The record is from the annotation of a GenBank genome assembly.